Messenger RNA from Brettanomyces nanus, 879 nucleotides. RefSeq lists its product as uncharacterized. NCBI's taxonomy places the organism in Eukaryota, Fungi, Ascomycota, Pichiomycetes, Pichiales, Pichiaceae. The transcript has a single exon. The coding region runs from base 1 to 879 and encodes 292 amino acids. The record is from RefSeq and is a predicted model, not a curated record.
AUGCAAAUCUUUAUGGUUCAUCCGAACUUGGAAGUGUCGGAUUGCGACAGUGCCCCAAGCGCUGCCACUAUCAACGACAAAAAACAGACAUAUUUGCACAACCUAAGACGAUUUAGAAAGCUGAUUCAUCGGUUAUCACACGAUGAUUCAGUUAAGACGAUACCAGAUUGGUGUCUUACACGAGAUACCGAGAACAACGUGACGGAAAUCAUCCGCCGCAAUUCGGGCGAAUCUACGUUUGAUACGCAGCAACAUGCAUUCACGGACCCUGAGUCUGAUUCAAGUGACGGUAUUGAUAAUCAUGGAAAGUCGCCUUCUAUGUGUUCUGCUAAAAAACUUGAAUCAAUCAAUACGGUGGAAGAUUUGCCGAUCGAAACAGUACAGAUUACAGAUGAGGAUCAACUUCCAUUCAAGGAAGCUAAGGGGGAUCGGUACCCGGACGGAUCUAGAGUAUAUUAUUUACUAGAUCGUAUGAAUUUACCGAAAGUUACCACAAUGACUCCUGACUUUAAAAAUUUUUUGGCUUUGAAAUACUUCCAACUUACGACGGAUUUGUCCUUGGUGGAAUUCAAAUACAUCGAAAUAUAUUCCAAGAUCAAUAAGAUCAUCAAGGAGUAUUUCUCUAAACCAGAAUUGACUCCAGAAAUUGAGGACGAAGGCUUUUCGAAGGUGAAUGUCCAAAUGGAUCUUUUCCGUAAAUUAGAAAAUGUUUUGGUUCGGUUAAGACGUCUUAGACUGGAAUUUGAAGAUAGAUUUGGCGAACUUUUCCAGAAUCAUGAUGCUACUACCAGCAUAUCCAGUCAUAAUGAUGCCACUAUUCAUGCUCUGGUCAACCGUAAAGCUACCGCUACUCCCACCGCUACUAGGGAUUCGUUUUGA